Messenger RNA from Tribolium madens (black flour beetle), 565 nucleotides. It is a transcript of the gene Rpb11, whose product is annotated as DNA-directed RNA polymerase II subunit RPB11. Gene Ontology annotation, cellular component: RNA polymerase II, core complex. Lineage: Eukaryota; Metazoa; Arthropoda; Insecta; Coleoptera; Tenebrionidae. Gene Ontology annotation, molecular function: protein dimerization activity; DNA binding. The transcript has 3 exons. Bases 161 to 514 code for a protein of 117 amino acids. Gene Ontology annotation, biological process: transcription by RNA polymerase II. The record is from RefSeq and is a predicted model, not a curated record.
GGGAUUAUAAAAAAUUUCACCUGGUGGCACUGGGUGACAUAACCUACAAAAAGGUGAUGCACUAAUGUCUAGGAAAAAUCAUUGAAAAUUGUUAAAACCGGCUUAAUAAGAGUUAAAAAGUAAGAGCAACAAACUUACUGAACAUUAUUCCUACCUUACGAUGAAUGCGCCACCAACCUUCGAAUCAUUUCUGCUUUAUGAUGGAGAGAAAAAGAUAAUAAGAGAACAAGAUACAAAAGUACCAAAUGCGGCUAUUUUUACUAUAAACAAGGAAGAUCACACGUUGGGAAACAUGAUCAGAAACCAAUUGUUGAAAGAUCCAAAUGUAUUAUUUGCUGGAUACAAAGUGCCUCAUCCACUUGAGCAUAAAUUUGUAUUGAGAAUUCAAACAACAUCCGAUUAUUCACCUCAAGAAGCUUUGAUGAAUUCUAUUACCGAUUUGAUUUCAGAGUUGUCUUUGUUUGAAGAACGUUUUAAGGAAGCUAUUAAGGAAAAGAAAGAAGGUUUAGAUUAAGUAUUUGAUUUUUUUUUUAAUAACAAUAAAGUGAAGUUUAUGCUCCAAUAA